This is a messenger RNA of Trematosphaeria pertusa, 1482 nucleotides long. RefSeq names its product glycoside hydrolase family 43 protein. Bases 253 to 1281 code for a protein of 342 amino acids. The transcript has a single exon. Lineage: Eukaryota; Fungi; Ascomycota; Dothideomycetes; Pleosporales; Trematosphaeriaceae. The record is from RefSeq and is a predicted model, not a curated record.
CAAUUUAGCCCGGUCGAACGCGCCAAGAACCACUUCUCCGCAUUUACGUACCCCGGGAAAAUUAUAUUGCAAUAAGGAACCGGCACGACGCCCAGUUUUUGCUCCUAUAGAAAAUAUGCAUGCCACUCAAGAAAUCUCUCAGCUCCGAAAAUCCGCCUGAUAGUUAAAGGAGGUACUUCGCACUUCCAUUGCACCCUUUCCCCCAUCACUUUUGUUAGGUGCCCUCGAUUCUUGUUGCGAGGGGAAUUCACGAUGCGGUUCUUCUCUCUUCUCGCACUCAUCUCAACUGCUUCUGCUACACCGACACAGUCUCUAGAUUUUACGUCUUACGGUCUGGUACCCCGAGCGGAUCCGUCUCUGACUGGGUACCUAGGUGUCUUCUUCUUAGGUGACAAGCCUUCGGUCUACUUUUACACCUCGAAUGGGAACAAUGGCAUCAGCAUGAAGGCCCUCAACAAGGGGCAACCUGUCAUCAACCCGACAAAAGGCACCCAAGGUGUUCGCGAUCCUUCGAUAAUCGCCGGUGGAGGCGCGGACGCCGGCAAGAAAUGGUACAUCAUCGGCACUGAUCUGAACAUUGGAAAGACAACAUGGGAUGCGGCGCAAAGGCAGGGUUCGCGCGGCAUUUUUGUUUGGGAGAGCACCGACUUAAUCAACUGGACGGGAGAACGUCUAGUGCAGGUUGAGGAUGCAACUGCGGGAAUGGUGUGGGCGCCGGACGCUAUCUGGGACGCUCAAAAAGGCCAAUAUCUCGUCCACUGGGCGUCGAAAUUCUACCCCACGAGCGAUCCGCAGCAUACGGGGUCGCCGUCUGCCACUCGCAUCCGCUAUGCCUACACUUCGGAUUUCAAAACCUUCUCUGCACCCCAAGACUACAUUAAUAAGUCACCCACCAAUAUCAUCGACCUCAACAUCCUCCCGCUUGGCGACAACGCAUAUGCUCGCUUCAUGAAGGACGAGACUGCGAAGACCGUCUUCACCGAGAUUUCCACGAAUGGUCUAUUCGGAACUUGGACCCGGCCCGGUGGCAGCAACGCCAUCAUCACAAGCGGGGUAGAGGGCCCCGCGGCUUAUUGGGACAACCAAGUAGCGGGCAAGGCAUAUUUGCUGCUGGACUUCUACGGUAGUGAUGGAUAUAGGCCGUACGAGAGUACCGAUGUCAAAGGUGGCAAAUGGACUGCGAGCGAUAGGAGCGCGUUCCCCAAGAAUCUGAGGCAUGGAAGUGUGCUGCCAGUAAAUGCCGCCCAGCUCUCUGCUGUGAGCGCGAAGUGGCCCGCUUAAGAGAAGGCGAGAAGCCAAAGGUCGAUCUACCAUCGUCCAACGGCGAGCUGGCCUGUAAAAGCCAAGCAUCAUUAUCGCUCAAUCUAGUGCAUAUAUUUCUACAACGGCUUAUCAACUUGCAUAUCUCGGAUUUCGUGGUUGUGGAACCAUCACGUGCAACCGCGUUGAAAUUAGUCGGCUAAAUGCUCGCGCUUUCCAUCU